Messenger RNA from Striga hermonthica, 795 nucleotides. NCBI's taxonomy places the organism in Eukaryota, Viridiplantae, Streptophyta, Magnoliopsida, Lamiales, Orobanchaceae. The record is from the annotation of a GenBank genome assembly.
AUGUUGCUUAAAGGAGUUACAAUUUGUGCCCCGAACAUUGUCAGAUUUGAAUUCAAUGCCCGUAUUCCCCAUGCGCCGGACACAUUCUCUGUUGCGACAACUACUUCCAAGAGGUGGGACUCACGUGUAAGCCUCUCUUCACGUGAGGAUGAUCCCGAUUUCGACGUCAAUUCGUGGUUCCUUAAGCUGAGACGAGUGCUCAAGGCACUAAGUGGGUCUCGGAUUGAUCUGGCUUUGAAGAUGAACGGCGGUCCUCUGAACGUGCCGUGCAGUGCUGUCGACUGCAAUCAUCUUCUCGGUGACCAUCCACCUGUGGUGGUGGAGGACUUGACAUUUAGUACUUCUAAAUGCCGCACGGCAUCUUGGUACUCGAGCUUUACGAAUGGUUUGUUUCAUGUUUGUCGACCGAGGCGCGUAUGGGGUGAUACGCUAGUGAGCCAGUCGGACAGGAACAACCACAGGCUCACAGAGUUCCAAUUCAAAAUCUUUCUUGAAAAGGAGAGCCUCAGGACAGAGCCCUACUUUUGGCGGCACAAUCUGGAGCAAGUGCACGUGAAAUCCAUCGACGGGAAAAUAUGGAAGCUUGUGCAGUGGACGGACCUUUCGGAACUGCAAAACAGGACGUAUGAUGGGUCAAUAUGGCUAGAGUUGAAAUGGAGAGAUCAGAAGAGGGAGGCAUCAGUACUGCAAACUAUCUGUACACUCUUGUUUUUCUUGAACAAAAUUAUCUAUACACUCUUGCUUUUCUUGAAAUUUAAAUUUCCUGUUUUCUUUCGCUCCAAGUUGAAAGCCUAG